Molecule: messenger RNA, 2500 nt
Organism: Lolium rigidum
Lineage: Eukaryota; Viridiplantae; Streptophyta; Magnoliopsida; Poales; Poaceae
Product: exocyst complex component EXO70B1-like
Exons: 1
Coding region: 104-2017 (637 amino acids)
Biological process (GO): exocytosis
Cellular component (GO): exocyst
Molecular function (GO): phosphatidylinositol-4,5-bisphosphate binding
Source: RefSeq, a predicted model, not a curated record
CUCCCCGGAUUCGCGCCGCCGCGGGUACCAAAAGGCCAGCUUGGAGCACGGUGAGGGUGAGGUGGAGCAGAGUUCGGGAGACGAGGAGUCAACUCGACACGCCAUGGACGAAUCCACGGAGCUGGAGGCGGCGGAGCGGGUGGUGAUGCGCUGGGACUCCUCCCCGGCAUCCACGGCGGCGGCCGGCCGGGACGACGAGCCCAUGCUGUUCGACGGCGCGGGGGAUCGGGCCGAGGCGGAGCGCUUCCUCCGCGCGGUGGACGACAUCCGCCGCCUCGCGCCGCCGUCCCCCGCCGCCGUCGGCAGCCCGCGCCGCCUCUCCUCCGGGUCAGGGGCGGCGGCGUCCGGGCUCGGCGGCUGCAGCGCCGUGCAGGUCGCCAUGGCGCGGCUCGAGGACGAGUUCCGCCACGUGCUCUCCUCCCGCGCCCUCGACCUCGAGAUCGAGGCGCUCGCGGACCUCACCUCGCUCUCCAUCUCCAGCGACCGCUCCAACUCGCUCUCCUCCGUCGACCUCCCCGUCGUCGACGAGGACGACCCCGUCGCCUACCGCGUCGGCAGGCGCAGCAGCUACCGCUCGCUGCGCAGCAUCCGCGAGAUCGACCUCCUCCCCGACGACGCCGUCGCCGACCUCCGCGCCAUCGCCUCCCGGAUGGCCGCCGCCGGCUACGGCCGCGAGUGCGCGCAGGUCUACGCCUCCGUCCGCAAGCCCGCCGUCGACGCUUCCCUCCGCCGCCUCGGCGUCGAGCGCCUCAGCAUCGGCGACGUCCAACGCCUCGAGUGGGACGCCCUCGAGGCCAAGAUCCGCCGCUGGAUCCGCGCCGCCCGCGCCGCCGUACGCGGCGUCUUCGCCAGCGAGCGACGCCUCUCCUUCCACAUCUUCCACGACCUCCCAAUCACCAACGUCACCGCCACCACCGCCACCGCCACGCACGACACCCCCUUCGUCGAGGCCGUCAAGGGCGCCGCGCUGCAGCUCUUCGGCUUCGCCGAGGCCAUCAGCAUCGGCCGCCGCUCCCCCGAGAAGCUCUUCAAGAUCAUCGACCUCCACGACGCGCUCUCCGACCUGCUCCCCGACGUCUCCGACAUCUUCGCCGCCUCCAAGGCCGCCGAGUCCAUAUACGUGCAGGCCGUCGAGAUCCGCUCGCGCCUCGCCGAUGCCGUGCGAGGGAUACUCUCCGAGUUCGAGAACGCGGUCCUCCGCGACCCGCCCAAGACUCCAGUCCCAGGCGGCACCGUCCACCCGCUCACUCGGUAUGUCAUGAACUACAGCAGCCUCAUUUCCGACUACAGGGCCACGCUCACCGAGCUCAUCGUGUCGCGUCCGUCGGCCAGUGCACGGCUUGCUGCCGAGGGCAGCGAGCUCGCUCCGUCCUUGGCCGACCUUGACCUCCCCGAGCUCGAGAACCAGUCACCGCUUGCCGCGCAUAUAAUCUGGAUCAUUCUUGUCCUCGAACACAACCUCGAGGGCAAGGCGUCGCUCUACAAGGACACAGCUCUCUCGCAUUUGUUCUUGAUGAACAAUGUGCACUACAUUGUGCACAAGGUCAAGGACUCGCCGGAACUUUGGAGCAUGAUUGGUGAUGAUUACUUGAAGCUACUUACCGGAAAGUUCACAAGGGCCGCAACAAAUUACCAGCGCUCCUCAUGGCUCAAGAUCCUCAACUGUCUGCGAGAUGAGGGUCUUCAUGUAACUGGUGGCUUCUCAUCAGGAAUAUCCAAGUCUGCUCUGCGGGACCGAUUCAAGUCCUUCAAUGCUGCAUUCGAGGAUGCGCAUAGGGUGCAAUCUGGGUGGUCUGUGCCCGACACGCAGCUGAGGGAGGAGCUCAGGAUCUCGAUAGCAGAGAAGCUCUUGCCAGCAUACCGCUCAUUCCUUGGCAGGUUCCGGCAUCAUAUAGAGAACGGGAGGCAUCCAGAGCUGUACAUCAAGCACUCAGCUGAGGACCUUGAGAAUUACGUGAAUGAUUUAUUUGAAGGAGCUCCUCCUACCCCUCAUAACAGGAGGCGAUCUCAUGGAUGAACUUGUUGUACACCAACCAUUCGACUGCUGUUUUGUUGCUUUCUAUUCUUUGAUUCUUCAGUGGGGACCCAGUGCUGGCAGUUGGAGCUAUGUCUUUUUGUCUGUGAUACUUGGUGAUAUAGUUGGUCAUGAGCUCAUGAUCGUUCUUAAAUAGUCAGCAAAAUUCAGAUAUCAUUUUGGGAUCUUGGUGAAGCUGUCCAUCUCCUCCAUGGUCGUCUUCUGUAAGCAAAAAUGUUCAAUUUACACUAUUAUUAUAUAUUUUUUCAACUAGCAUGUCCAUAUAGAAUUUAUUCUUUCAGAAAUGCUGGGUAGAUGGAAAAGAAAUUCAUGCUCAUUCCGUGCUUUGCAUGUGCUUUUGUUGUCCUUUAUGUUGUUAGCAAUCAUCUGGAGGGUGCAUGCUUGGUGCAUUAGAUGUAAAAAGACUUCUGUCGCUCUCUUGAUUUUGUACCUCAUGAUUUUGUAAAAUGAUGCUAUCACUUUGAA